Molecule: messenger RNA, 786 nt
Organism: Pundamilia nyererei
Lineage: Eukaryota; Metazoa; Chordata; Actinopteri; Cichliformes; Cichlidae
Source: RefSeq, a predicted model, not a curated record
AUGGCGAUACACCCAGAUGAUGAUGACUCCAAGAGUCAAGAUAAGAUUGAGGGAGCAUUUGGUGGGCAGCGGACCACCACGGCAACGGUGGUGGCAGUGGGGGCUGCUGGGGGUUCAGGUGUCUCCUCUGACAUUCAGGAUCUAAGUGGUUCUGCAGCAGCUGAGAUCUCUGAUGUCUCCACAGCUUUGAUCCAUUCUGCAGGUUCUGCAGGAGCUGGCUCAGAGACCAACAGUAAUGGACAGAAGCUCCUGAAUGGAGGAGGAGGGGGUGGAGUUGGCAGUCAGACAGAUGCUGUGGGAUUCUUUCAGGGUGACGUUUCUCACCUGGGUCUUACAGGAUCCAUAGAGCCAUCUAGCCAUGACUUCCUGCUUGGCAUGAUGGGUGGUGAUGCUUUCGGUCCAGAUGGUCACGUUAACAUCCCAGGUAACAUGACAGCACCCUCUCACCUGGAGCCUUCAGGUGUGACAGCAACUCCACAUGCAGAUCAGAACAGUCUGAACUCACUUGCAGCAGAGACAGAAAAACUGGUUUCCUUCAGCGAUCUUUAUACUGAUCUCACAGGUGGUGCAGAGUCAGUAACCAGGAUUAACGUCAAUCUCACAGCUUCAGGUCUUGGAUUCGGGCAUGAUGUCACAGAGUCUCCAUCCAUUAUGAUCCAAACUGCGUCUGUCGAUGUCACACAGACACAUAACCCAGUUUCAGGCAUUCACCCUCACACAGAUCUGGUUACCAUGACAGCAGACUUCUCUGGGACAGAUACAGGUAUGUCCAUCUCCCUUCAAUAA